AUGCCGAAAAAGAGGAAUGAUGCGCAAACAGUCGAAGAACUCAGAAAAAAAACUGCAGAAGAUAUACAGAAAAAGUUGCCUGGUGUAAAAGAAAGGCAAGAUGCUAUCAACGAGAAUCUUCAACGUCUUCAAGAAUUCCGUGACAAUGAGCCAAAUCCACUUGGAAAAGGAAAAGCAAAACAUCUCGCAGCUGUUACAAGUACGCAUCAAGCAGUCGAAACACAACAAGCAGCAAUGCGUAAAAUACUGGAAGAAGUGAGACGUGCUGCUGAAAUGGACUAUAGAUCACAAAUGGAUGGAGAUAUCAGUCGACGAGACUUGAUGGAGUUGAUAAAAAUUCGUGGAGAGCUCCUUCCAUUGUGGAUCAGUCAUGACAGCCCGUUUCCUGGUGAAUAUGUUGGAGCAAUCGCCCCACAAGAUGGUUCGAAACUUAACGAGGGAGAUUCGGUGGCAGCAUUCAACAAAGACGGAAAUUGGAUUCUUGCUGAUAUCAUAUCGUGUCAUUCCAACUCUCGGUAUGAAUGUCGAGAUGUUGAUGAUGACAAAAAGAAAUUGACUGUCUUCUCCCGAAGCCAUCUUCUUCCUCUUCCCAAGUGGAAAGCAAAUCCAGCAUCAGAGAAACAUGCUCUCUUCGCGAAAAAUGCGAUUGUUUUAGCUCUUUAUCCACAAACGACUUGCUUCUACAAAGGAAUAGUGCAUUCACCCCCAGCCGAUUUCCGAGAUCCAUACCAAGUAGCGUUUGAAGACGAUAGUUAUCCUUCCGGUUUUUGCCCUCCGAUGCCUGUUGCCCAAAAAUACGUUGUCGCCUUUAGAGAAGUUGCAGGCCUCACCGCAUCAACAGCUCCGAAAAAAGGAAAUAAGAAAAAGUAA
Messenger RNA from Caenorhabditis remanei, 870 nucleotides. RefSeq lists its product as uncharacterized. Gene Ontology annotation, cellular component: SAGA complex. NCBI's taxonomy places the organism in Eukaryota, Metazoa, Nematoda, Chromadorea, Rhabditida, Rhabditidae. The coding region runs from base 1 to 870 and encodes 289 amino acids. The transcript is spliced from 5 exons. The record is from RefSeq and is a predicted model, not a curated record.